Messenger RNA from Botrytis fragariae, 195 nucleotides. RefSeq lists its product as uncharacterized. Lineage: Eukaryota; Fungi; Ascomycota; Leotiomycetes; Helotiales; Sclerotiniaceae. The coding region runs from base 1 to 195 and encodes 64 amino acids. The transcript has a single exon. The record is from RefSeq and is a predicted model, not a curated record.
AUGGGUUUUGACAGCCGCGAGAUUGCUACAUGCGAGCGUCUUGUUGGUACAGGGCUCUACGAGCGGCCACGUCUUACUCGCAUGUUGAUAUUCCAGAAUACAGAUGCAGCAAGUGCGCUCUAUGAGACAUUCCCUAUCAAAGCAGCACCAAAAGGUCUCUUGGUCCAGAUAACAGUACUGCCUGAAGCGCAUUGA